This is a messenger RNA of Phoenix dactylifera (date palm), 1152 nucleotides long. Its product is annotated as arabinogalactan O-methyltransferase 2-like. The record is from RefSeq and is a predicted model, not a curated record. Gene Ontology annotation, biological process: xylan biosynthetic process. Lineage: Eukaryota; Viridiplantae; Streptophyta; Magnoliopsida; Arecales; Arecaceae.
CGGCUCACGCUGAGGGGCAUUUUCGUCACUCAGAAAUAAAACGGGACAGCGUACGGACACUCUCGUCGCUAUAUCUCUAAGAACAAAGGAGGGAGGAAAGAAGCCAUUACAGGAUAUAGUUUGGCGCCGACGAAAGAGGAAGAAAUCGGCAAAAGAUCGGCGAAGAGGAGGAGGAGAACGAAGCGAUGCGGGCGCUGUCGGAGAAACCCCUCCUCGCCGCUUCGGCCGCCGCGGCGCUGUUGGCGGGUGCCCUCAUCGUCUCCAGCUUCGUCCGCGCCGGCGACCGCGCCCUCCUCUGCUCCUCCGUCUACUCCUCCUCCUCUCCCUCGGCGGAGCUCGCGGCGGCGCUCCUCCACUACGCUACCACCAGAGUCGUCCCCCAGCAGUCCCGCGCCGAGAUCCGGAUCUCCUUCGACGUCCUCCGCCGCCGCGCCCCCUGCAACUUCCUCGUCUUCGGCCUUGGCCACGACUCCCUCAUGUGGUCCGCCUUCAACGCCGGCGGCACCACCGUCUUCCUCGAAGAAGACCCCGUAUGGUUCCGAUCCGUCACCAAGGACUCCCCCGCCCUCCACGCCCACACCGUCCGCUACCGCACCCGCCUCGUCGACGCCGACGAUCUCCUCAAAUCCUACCGAUCCGAGCCCUCGUGCCUCCCGCCGGCGGCGGCGCCUAUCAAGAACAACCACCGCUGCCGACUGGCCCUGGCCGAUCUCCCGGCCGAGAUCUACGAUCGGGAGUGGGAUCUCAUCAUGAUCGACGCCCCAAAGGGGUACUACAACGAGGCGCCGGGGCGGAUGGCGGCGAUCUUCUCGGCGGCGGUCAUGGCGAGGGGCCGCCGGGGGGAGGGCGAGACGGAUGUGUUCCUCCACGACGUCAAUCGGAAGGUCGAGAAGAAGUUCGCCAUGGAGUUUCUCUGCAAGAAGUAUCUCGUCGGUGGCACCGGCCGGCUGUGGCAUUUCCGGAUCCCGCCGGUGAACGACACUUCCUCCGGCGACAAGGGCUUCUGCUGAAAUCUUUUGGCUCCCGAGGGGUUUUCUUGUAACUUUCAUUCUCCUAGGCGUGAAAUGGUUUUGUUUUAUUUUAAAUUUGUUAUAGAGCUUAAUUAAUUGCUAUGCAGUAAAUUAGAACUUUUUACGGGGGCGAAUUAUAAAA